Messenger RNA from Rotaria sp. Silwood2, 396 nucleotides. The record is from the annotation of a GenBank genome assembly. Lineage: Eukaryota; Metazoa; Rotifera; Eurotatoria; Philodinida; Philodinidae.
AUGUCUUCAAAAUUAACCAAGGAACCAUACUCAAAUAUAAAUCGACUAAAAUUAUUAAACGCAACUACUUCAAAUCCCAAGUUUGUACUUGAGAAGUCACCCUUUAACGAAGAUGACGAUGAAGGGGAAGCAGCUGCUUCCUCGAGUUCAAAAGAACACGUCAUUAUUGGACGCAUAUUUCCAGACUCAGAGGUAUUUAGAGAAGGUUCAUUUCAAAUUGAAAUUAAAUUAACACCAACUUAUCCAUUCGAUCCACCUGAAGUACGUCUUCUUACUCCAAUUUAUCAUCCAAAUGUUGGCCAAGAUGAAAUCGGUCGUGAAUAUAUGGACAAUCGACCUGAAUUUAAUCGUAAGGCACUGGAAUUUGUCAAAAAACACGCUUUGCCACGUAGCUAA